Aegilops tauschii subsp. strangulata is the source of this 526-nucleotide messenger RNA. RefSeq names its product WAT1-related protein At4g01440-like. Lineage: Eukaryota; Viridiplantae; Streptophyta; Magnoliopsida; Poales; Poaceae. Gene Ontology annotation, molecular function: transmembrane transporter activity. Gene Ontology annotation, cellular component: membrane. The record is from RefSeq and is a predicted model, not a curated record.
GCGUGUGCGUCUUGGUGACUUGGUGUACUCUAAUACGUGGUGGUAUAGCGCGAGACGAAUAGAGAGAGAUAUAUGGGGAGCGGCGGGUUGUUGUUGCCGACCGUGGUGAUGCUGUUGCUCAACGUGUUGUCGGCGGUGAUGGUGGCGCUGGUCAAGGUGGCCAUGGCCGGCGGCCUCGACCCGCUCGUGCUCGUCACGCUGCAGCAGCUCGCCGCCGCCAUCUUCCUCGGCCCCAUCGCGCAUUUCACAGAGGGCAAGUCGAGGCCCAAGAUGACGCUCGAGAUCUUCGCCUACCUCUUCGUCAGCGCCGCGCUCGGGGCGGCGAUGAGGCAGUACAUGGUCUUCGUGGGGCUGCGCUACACCACGGCGACCUUCGUCAGCGCCUUCUCCAACAUCGCGCCCGUGCUCACCUUCGUGCUCGCCGUCGCCACCCGCUCCGAGUCGCUCCACCUCAGGGCCACCACCGGUGCCGCCAAGCUCGCACUAGUAGAAAAAGAGGCUUCCAUACGCCCCCGUUAGUCCCCAA